Molecule: messenger RNA, 345 nt
Organism: Panicum virgatum (switchgrass)
Lineage: Eukaryota; Viridiplantae; Streptophyta; Magnoliopsida; Poales; Poaceae
Product: zinc finger A20 and AN1 domain-containing stress-associated protein 6-like
Exons: 2
Coding region: 1-345 (114 amino acids)
Molecular function (GO): zinc ion binding; DNA binding
Source: RefSeq, a predicted model, not a curated record
AUGAAGACCGCCGAAGCCGCCGAGAAGAAGGCCGACGACGCGGCGCCAGCGCCGGCGCCGGAGGUGGAGGAGAGCGGCUCAUCCGCGGAGACGACGGGGGAGCAUGAGGGCGCCGACUCCGCGGCGCCCGUCAUGUGCGCGAACGGGUGCAGCUUCUUCGGCUCCGCGGCGACCAAGAACCUGUGCUCCAGCUGCUAUAGGGACCUCCUCAAGCCCGCCGCCGCCGGCCCCGCCGUGGCCGAGAAGAUCGAGCAUGCCUGCGACUUCGACUUCAAGACGGCGGGCCGCGAGCAGAUCGCCAAGAAGAACCCGCUCGUCAUGGCGCCCAAGAUCAACAAGAUCUGA